Molecule: messenger RNA, 941 nt
Organism: Raphanus sativus (radish)
Lineage: Eukaryota; Viridiplantae; Streptophyta; Magnoliopsida; Brassicales; Brassicaceae
Product: peptide deformylase 1A, chloroplastic/mitochondrial
Exons: 3
Coding region: 16-873 (285 amino acids)
Biological process (GO): N-terminal protein amino acid modification; peptidyl-methionine modification
Cellular component (GO): chloroplast; mitochondrion
Molecular function (GO): peptide deformylase activity
Source: RefSeq, a predicted model, not a curated record
CUCAAUUCUCAAGAAAUGACCCGAUGGGGACUUUGUUUGCUCCUCUCCUCUGUGACCUCCAAGCGACUACGAGAGACCAUGGAAACCCUUUUCAGAGUCUCACUUCGUCUUCUUCCGGUUUCCGCCGCCGUGACAUGUCGCGCAAUCCGUUUCCCCGUUUCAAGACCCUCUCCCUCACACUUUCUGAACCGUAGUAGCAGUAGUCUGUAUAAGUUUUCAUCUUCCUCCUCCUCAGUGAAGACAAAUGCUGGUUGGCUGUUGGGUCUGGGGGACAACAAGAAGAAGAAGAAGCAAACGAAUUUACCGGAUAUCGUAGCGGCUGGAGACCCGGUUCUGCACGAGAAGGCCCGAGAGGUUGACCCGGAAGAAAUCGGGUCGGAGCGUGUACAGAAGAUAAUUGAUGAUAUGGUCAAAGUCAUGAGAUUGGCUCCUGGUGUUGGCCUUGCUGCUCCUCAGAUUGGUAUCCCCUUAAGAAUUAUUGUUUUGGAAGAUACAAAAGAGUAUAUAAGUUACGCACCAAAGGAGGAGGUUCUUGCUCAACAAAGGCGUCCUUUUGAUCUUAUGGUAAUGGUGAAUCCGGAGCUGAAGGGGGUUGGCAACAAGAAAGCUCUCUUCUUCGAAGGAUGUCUGAGUGUUGAUGGAUUCAGAGCUGUGGUGGAGAGAUACCUUGAAGUGGAAGUCACAGGCUACGAUCGUCAAGGAAAGAGAAUCCAAGUGAAUGCUUCGGGCUGGCAAGCGAGGAUUUUGCAGCACGAGUGCGAUCAUUUGGAUGGUAAUCUUUAUGUGGAUAAGAUGAUACCACGCACUUUCAGGACAGUCGACAACUUGGACUUGCCUCUCGCAGAUGGCUGUCCUAAACUCGGUCCUCGAUGACCCAGACAGAUUCUUUGUUAUGUAAUGUUUGAUUCUUUUACUUUCUUAAAUUUAAAAGUUUGGCCAGA